AUGGAUGAUAGCUUCUAUGCCCUACAGGCUGUGCUUGAGAGGCAUAGUAUCCCCGAGUUUCCGACGCUUCUGCCUAACGAGUUGAGAAGCGAUGAGGUUGUAAAAUACCUGCAGCCACUGUAUGCAGAUGUGAUUGCCGAGGUGGCCAGCAACAAUGACAUGCUUCCGCUUCUUGCAUCAUUUACCACAGUUCCUGAGGAGCUGGACAUCAAUGAAGUGGAGACACUGCUAGCUGGGCAUAGGCCUGCCAAGGGCGACUUCUUUGCACCUGAAGCACACUGCUCAGCAUCUUCUACUCCAGUGAAGAGCGAGUAUCCAGGAUUCUCAACGGCUGCUGGCGCAAAGAUCGCCAGGAAAGAUCAAAAAGGCAAAGAGGACGUCGAUAACGAAUCAAACAUCGAAAGCUACAUACUUGACAGAAUCAGAAACGAAAUACUCGAAGCGGCUGUAAACGUUGCCUGGGAUGACAUAAUAGGCCUGGAAAACGUAAAAAAAGCAAUUAAUGAAAUAGUACUGUGGCCAAUGCUACGCCCAGACUUGUUUACAGGGCUUAGAGGCCCGCCAAGGGGAUUGCUUUUGUUUGGGCCGCCAGGAACAGGAAAAACAAUGAUAGGAAAGUGCAUUGCAAGCCAGUGCAAGGCAACAUUCUUUUCGAUCAGUGCGUCAUCGCUUACAUCGAAAUGGGUUGGAGAGGGUGAGAAGAUGGUAAGAGCAUUGUUCUACCUUGCAAGGACAAUGCAACCGUCCGUGGUGUUUAUCGACGAGAUAGACUCACUGCUGUCUCAGAGAUCAGACAACGAGAACGAGGGCAGCAGAAGAAUAAAAACCGAGUUUCUUGUGCAGUUUGAUGGUGCAUCAACCUCUGGAAACGACAGAAUACUGGUAAUCGGUGCAACAAACAGGCCGCAUGAGAUAGACGAGGCUGCAAGACGAAGGCUGGUCAAGAGAAUAUACGUUCCACUACCUGAGCCUCUAGGCAGAAGAAAAAUGGUGGAGCAUCUGAUCAGGGAAUAUAACAACAUCCUUGGCGAUGCAGAUAUGGACAAGAUUGCACAAAUAACCGAAGGAUACUCUGGAUCAGACAUAUUUAAUUUGUGCAGAGAAGCAUCACUGGAGCCUCUGAGGGAAAUCGAUGACAUAAAUGACUUCAAGAGUGACGACACAAGGCCUAUCAAUCUGGAGGACUUCAGAAAGGCAACGAGGCAGAUCAGAAAAAGUGUCUCAGAAGGAGAUCUAGAGACAUAUCUUGACUGGAACUCAAAGUUUGGCUCUGUGCCCUAA
Ordospora pajunii is the source of this 1281-nucleotide messenger RNA. RefSeq names its product AAA ATPase. Gene Ontology annotation, molecular function: microtubule severing ATPase activity; ATP hydrolysis activity; ATP binding. The record is from RefSeq and is a predicted model, not a curated record. Lineage: Eukaryota; Fungi; Microsporidia; Ordosporidae. The coding region runs from base 1 to 1281 and encodes 426 amino acids. The transcript has a single exon.